GCUCCGAUUGCCAGCACCAGGCGGUUUGUGAGGGGUGCCAACGACCCAUCUCUGACCGCUUCCUGAUGCGGGUCAACGAGUCCUCCUGGCAUGAAGAAUGCUUGCAGUGCGCCGUCUGCCACCAGGCACUGACCACCAGCUGUUACUUCCGAGACCGCAAACUUUACUGCAAGCAAGACUAUCAACAAUUGUUUGCUGCCAAAUGCAGUGGGUGCAUGGAGAAGAUCGCCCCGACGGAAUUCGUCAUGCGGGCACUGGAGUGCGUUUACCACUUGAGCUGCUUCUGUUGUUGUGUCUGUGAGCGGCAACUAAGAAAAGGGGAUGAGUUUGUCUUGAAGGAAGGGCAACUUCUAUGCAAAAGUGACUAUGAGAAGGAGAAAGAUCUGCUCAGCUCCGUCAGUCCGGAUGACUCCGAUUCAGUGAAAAGUGAUGAUGAGGAUGGGGACAUCAAACCGACUAAAGGACAAGUGAACCCGGGGAAGGGUGGUGAUGACGGAAAAGAUCCAAGGAGGCCAAAACGGCCACGGACGAUACUCACAACGCAGCAGAGAAGAGCAUUCAAAGCCUCCUUUGAAGUCUCCUCCAAGCCUUGUAGGAAGGUGAGGGAGACUCUGGCAGCUGAAACAGGUCUCAGCGUUCGAGUAGUGCAGGUCUGGUUUCAGAAUCAAAGAGCGAAGAUGAAGAAGCUGGCUCGGCGGCAUCAGCAGCAGCAGGAGCAGCAAAAUUCGCAACGGCUCGGCCAAGAAGUAAUGUCAAACCGAAUGGAAGGGAUAAUGACGUCUUACACACCACUUGCGCCACCACAACAACAGAUUGUAGCAAUGGACCAGAGCAACUAUGCCACUGACCCUUUCCAGCAAGGUCUCACCCCACCACAAAUGCCAGGUGACCACAUGAAUCCUUAUGGAAACGACUCCAUUUUUCAUGACAUCGACAGCGAUACUUCUUUAACGAGUUUGAGUGACUGUUUCCUGGCUUCCUCAGAAGUAAACUCCAUGCAGGCAAGGGUAGGAAAUCCCAUUGACAGGCUCUAUUCUAUGCAGAGUUCCUAUUUUGCCUCAUGA
This is a messenger RNA of Python bivittatus (Burmese python), 1064 nucleotides long. NCBI's taxonomy places the organism in Eukaryota, Metazoa, Chordata, Lepidosauria, Squamata, Pythonidae. The record is from RefSeq and is a predicted model, not a curated record.